Messenger RNA from Eriocheir sinensis (Chinese mitten crab), 1961 nucleotides. RefSeq lists its product as uncharacterized. The record is from RefSeq and is a predicted model, not a curated record. Bases 1 to 762 code for a protein of 253 amino acids. NCBI's taxonomy places the organism in Eukaryota, Metazoa, Arthropoda, Malacostraca, Decapoda, Varunidae. The transcript has 9 exons.
AUGCCACACCUUCACCCCGAGCCUCUCCUUCCAAGGCCUGGUGGGUGUCCGGCCCUUACGCCUCCAGACCAGAGACACCAUGCAGCUCCUGACACCACAGACCAGCAGCUCAGGGAGAGGAUUGGUGAGAAACUGCUGCAGCUGAGGAGGGAAGAGGCCGUGGUGCUGAGUGAGUCUCCGAGGCUGUGUCUGGUGUGUGACGAGCAGGUGGAGCAACACGCAGCCUUACGGAAGGGGAACAUCCAGAGCGCAUCCAGCGGGUGUGGGAGAUGCUGGGGCGUGCCGGGGUGCUGGGGCGAGGCCAGCGGCUGCAGCCUCCAGGCCCAGCGUGAGGAGGUGGAGCUCCCACACAGCCAGGAACGUGGCCUUCAUGUUCAGGGGGAGGAGGAGCUGCAGACCCUUCAGGAGAACUACAAGUCUGUCUACCUCCACCCCGCCACCUACGCCUUUGCCCUGCUCUCGGCCGGCUCACUGCUGCGGGUACGAGGGGGAGAAAGAAGUACCAUAAAUGCAUGCCGAGCCAGGGCCGGCGUGGGCAUCAUCCGUCCCCCGGCCACCACGCCGAGCUGGACCGCCCCCAUGGCUUCUGCUUCUACAACAACGUGGUCGUCGCCGCCAACAGGCUGGGAUGCCAAGGGUGCUGGUGGUGGUCUGGGAUGUGCACCACGGCAGCGGCAUCCAGCACGUGUUUGUGGCCGAGCCGAGGGUGCUGUACGUGUCCCUCCACCACCACGACCACGGCCUCUUCUUCCCAUCCUCUGAGGACCCAAACUACGACGAGUGGGGACGGGACCUGGCCAAGGCUACAACAUUAACAUUACCUGCAACAAGAGUGGCAUGGGUGACGCAGAGGCUCUCACUCAGGUGGUGCUGCCCGUGGCCUACCAGUUCAACCCACAGCUGGUCCUGGUCACUGCCAGCCUUGAUGUUGGUGCGGGGACCCACUAGGAGGUUGCUGCGUGAGUCCCGAUUGCUUUGGACAUAUGAUGGCCCUUCUGUCUGGCCUGGCCGAGGGCCGCAUGGUUCUGGCACUGGAGGGCGGCUUCAACCUCAACACCAUCAGCUACUGCAUGACGCUGUGUGCCAAGGCCUUGCUGGGGGACCCGCUGCCCCCCCUUGAGCCCCAGCUGGUGCCCAACAAGAGUGCCGUGCAGACCACCAAUGACAUCAUCCGUACCCACAGCCGCUACUGGCCGGCGCUCUGCUUCAAGGUGAGUGUGGGGGUCUUUAAUCCGACCACUGCAAUUGGCACGGAUUUGGCCUUCACUGGUAGCCCGGUAACAUACAGUCCCAGGUCUUUCUCUGCCUCUGUGGUGAUAGUGGAGUGUUUCCCAUGUGGUAUUGGUGUGCUGGAUAUCCCCUCCCAAGGUGCAGGACUUUACAUUUUUCUUCAGUGAAUUGUAGCAGACACUUUUUGUUCCAUUGCUGUAGCUUGGUGAGGUCUUCUUGUAAGAAAUCCACAGUCAAGGGGUUAAGGGGCAGGACUGGUGAAAGUUAUCCCUCAUGUCCUGCUGGUGUGUUCUGUGCCUGGUAGUGUUGUCAGCACAUAAUAUAGAAAGCUGCCUCAUUUCCAGAACUAUAUAUUGGACAUGUAUUAGUUAGAUCUCUCAAAACAUUUCUUCAGUUCUCAGUGGCUAUAGAUAUUGUUGUUGUCAGACAGUAAGAAGAAAAACACAUUAUCCUCUCUAUGUUUUGCAGUCUUUUCUUGUGGUUUGAGUCCUUGUGGUGCCUGACCCUGGGCAAGGUUACUUUCUUUACUGCCCUCACACUGCUCCUUGCCUCCCUGGAGCAGAGUCAGGGAGAGGUUGUCUACAUCUACCAUCAGUAUAAUAGCCUUGGUGAUUAGUAGAAGGAGAUAAUAGGAGGAAUAGAAGGUUUAUUUUGAUUUAUAUUAGUUUUUUUUUCAUACUCUCUUCUUCCUUCUCCUCCUCCUCCUCUCUCUCAUUCUUCCUCCCUCUCUC